Molecule: messenger RNA, 531 nt
Organism: Hypomesus transpacificus
Lineage: Eukaryota; Metazoa; Chordata; Actinopteri; Osmeriformes; Osmeridae
Gene: rpl14
Product: ribosomal protein L14
Exons: 6
Coding region: 81-497 (138 amino acids)
Biological process (GO): ribosomal large subunit biogenesis; translation
Cellular component (GO): cytosolic large ribosomal subunit; ribosome
Molecular function (GO): structural constituent of ribosome; RNA binding
Source: RefSeq, a predicted model, not a curated record
GCGCAUGUGCACAUACAGAGCGGAAAGAGUAUGUGCCACGAACGGAAAUGCUACGGCCUUUCUGAUCGCUGACUGCCAUCAUGGUCUUCAAACGCUACGUUGAGAUUGGCAGGGUCGCCUUUGUGUCCUUUGGACCCCACGAGGGCAAGCUAGUAGCCAUUGUCGAUGUCAUUGACCAAAACAGGGCCUUGGUGGAUGGACCAUGCACAGGGGUGAAGAGGCAGUCUAUGCCCUUCAAGUGCAUGCAGCUUACUGACUACGUGAUCAAAGUACCACACAGCGCCCGCAUGAAGUUUGUGAAGCGCGCCUGGGAAAAGGCCGAGGUAAACAAGAAGUGGGCAGAAAGCAGCUGGGCCAAGAAGAUCGAGGCCAGACAAAAGAGGUCCCAAAUGACUGACUUUGACCGUUACAAGGUGAUGAAGGCCAAGAAGAUGAGGAACAAGAUCAUCAAGCACGAGGUGAAGAAGCUGCAGAAGGAGGCCACAAAGAAGGCAUAAUCUGUCCCCAAAUAAACAAUCUUGUUCAAUUGUU